AUGAAUUCAAAUGAAAUGCGUCAAAAAUUUUACAACGCAUUAUCUGAUUUAUUGAAAAAUAAACGUGAAGAUAAUAAAUCAUUUUUAAACAAAGAGGAAUAUAUGUUAAGAUUGCAAGAAGUUAAAUUAGCUAAGGAAAAAAUUGGGAAGAAAAGUGCAAAGGAUUACAGAUGCAUUCGAAUUGGCAGAUCACCGUAUGAGGCGAUGUUUGGGUGUCCUGUAAGACUUGGUGUAGCGUCAGUUGGAUUUCCACUCGAUGAAACCACUAAUUUAAACCAAGAAGAAGAUAUUGAAGAAAUUGAUAAUGAUAUUAAUAUUAGACAAGAAGACGUUAUUGAAAAUAAUCUUGAUGAAGUUGAACUAACCAACAAUGAGCAUUUAAUCAAUAUCAGACAAGACGAAAUAUUGAAUGAAAGAAAAUUAUCUGCAAAAUGCUUGGAAAAUCAGGCCAAAAAAAUGAUUAAAAAAUCUAAUAAAAAAUUUGAAGAUCUUGAAGUAGGGGUAAAUGCUCGAGUUUCAAUUCCCGAUGUUGAUCGAGCUAGAGGUUCACCACGAAAUGUGUUGGCUGUCAUCAUUAGUAUCGAAGAUAACAUGUAUAAAUUAGGAACAGAAAACGGUAUUCUCAAACAUUUAUACACAAGAACGGAAAUUUUUCCUUGCAAAGAAAAAUUUAUUCUUCUCGAAAACGUCUUAAAAUUAUCUGCCGAAAAAGAAAUUACACUCCGUGAAGCGGCUGGAGUCAACAGUGUUAUGGGAACUCAAGGAUUUCAACGGUGCCACUGCAAAACAAAAUGCAAAACAAAUAAAUGUACUUGUAGAUCUAAUAACCGGCUUUGUACAUCGAAGUGCCAUUACAGCUUAUCAUGCGAGAAUAAGUGA
This is a messenger RNA of Macrosiphum euphorbiae (potato aphid), 879 nucleotides long. The record is from the annotation of a GenBank genome assembly. NCBI's taxonomy places the organism in Eukaryota, Metazoa, Arthropoda, Insecta, Hemiptera, Aphididae.